Fomitopsis serialis is the source of this 1100-nucleotide messenger RNA. RefSeq lists its product as uncharacterized. The transcript is spliced from 3 exons. The coding region runs from base 162 to 1100 and encodes 312 amino acids. The record is from RefSeq and is a predicted model, not a curated record. Lineage: Eukaryota; Fungi; Basidiomycota; Agaricomycetes; Polyporales; Fomitopsidaceae.
GGCCUCUGUGGGCCUCUUCCUACCUACAUAUGUCAGUAGCGCGUCUUCGCCGUCGUCGAGGGUCUGCGUGGUGACAUCUCACACGCGCACGACUCGGAAGUCUCGAGCCUUUAUCGGUACUACGAACUUGAAGGCUGCGUGGUCACUCGGACACCAACAAAAUGGAGGAAGGCAACUCGAUUACAGCUGCAACGUCCGAGGGCAUCCCUCAAGAUCCAUCGAUUCCGCGACUUCCUGUAGAGGUCUGUGAACGAAUUAUCGACCACAUAGCAACAGGAGUGGAUCUCAAGUACGCGUUCCUGACGAGCGAACCACAUCUAUCCACCCUCGUGUCCUGCGCGCUCGUAUGCCAAGACUGGUACUACCUGACGUGGUACCAUCUUCGUCAACGCAUCCAUCUACGAUGUCGGGAGGAUGUCCUCUCACUCUCCAAGACGCUUCGUGAAAGACCGCGCCUCCGUGAGGCUAUCCAACAGGUCAUCAUAUCCGGUGGCUCACCUGGGUACCGCCAGGCGAUUGGGCACAUCGGGACAUUUGCCAUCAUGCUCGCUGGCAAGGCUCUGAGGUUGUCGAGCAUCGCCAUCACAGAUGCUGAAUUGAUCACUGGCGCGGUUCGAAUGGAGGACAUCGACUAUCUAUCCACGUUCAGUUCCAUUAACACUCUGAACAUCCUCAACGUCACCUUCUUCAGCGUUUCCCAGCUGUCCCGCCUCGUUUCAGCACUGCCGCGGCUGACAGAGUUAUCAUGCACCAAUGUCGACUGCUUGCCGCGAAACCAGCAGGUCUUCCCCAUCUCUCUCCCAUUGAACUGUGGCAACAUGGAGUAUCUCGGAGUACGAUGGGUUGCACCAGAAAUCGAAGACCUUCUCGUGCAGAUCAGCCGGGCUUCUCGAGUGCGCAUUCUCAAUGUUGCAGUAGCCGGCGAGCCGGGUCCCCCCUCAGCAGCUAGUCGAAGUCAGACUCUGCUGGAUGCAAGUUCCACAUCUGCGGAUGUGGUUGGCCUCACUGGCAGGUUCUGGCUCGAUCCUAGCUCUCCCAUGCCUGAUGGGACAAUUGAUGCUACUGUCGGAAAAGCGACACUACAACCUUUCACAUCAUGA